Xiphias gladius (swordfish) is the source of this 5589-nucleotide messenger RNA. RefSeq names its product phosphatidylinositol-4,5-bisphosphate 3-kinase, catalytic subunit beta (gene pik3cb). The record is from RefSeq and is a predicted model, not a curated record. Gene Ontology annotation, cellular component: cytoplasm; phosphatidylinositol 3-kinase complex; plasma membrane. The coding region runs from base 384 to 3623 and encodes 1079 amino acids. The transcript has 24 exons. Gene Ontology annotation, molecular function: 1-phosphatidylinositol-4-phosphate 3-kinase activity; 1-phosphatidylinositol-3-kinase activity. Gene Ontology annotation, biological process: phosphatidylinositol-3-phosphate biosynthetic process; cell migration; phosphatidylinositol 3-kinase/protein kinase B signal transduction. NCBI's taxonomy places the organism in Eukaryota, Metazoa, Chordata, Actinopteri, Istiophoriformes, Xiphiidae.
GAGAGCUGGCGGAGGAAAAAGCAGCAGCGGCGGCGGCGGCGGCGGUGGUUCACCCUCUGAAACAAACAGGAAGCAAGACCGCGCUCCCUUCCACCUGCGAGGUCUGUCCUGUCCGCACAGAGAGCCCUGCCGUGGGUCGACUGCCCCACGGACUUUUCGUGUGCGAGAAAUUACUCUGGCCCGAGGACCCACCAGCGGUAUUGACUUUCAGCUGUUUGUUCGCCCGGUACAUUCUCCAACGAUCUAACACCAGAGAGUGACUAAAGAUGCAGUGUCCUAGAAGCUAUCCAGACACCCCCAGUGAGGAGCGGAGGCACAGGAAAUAAGAGACUUUAGGAAACAGUAGGUCCUUAUGGUUGAGGUGGUGUGUGGUGCCCCUUGCCAUGCCUCCUGCCAUGACAGACCUCCUGGACAUAUGGGCAGCCCACUCGCCCCUGGCCGGACACGCUCCGGACCAGAUCACUGUGGACUUUCUGCUGCCCACCGGUAUCUACAUCCAGAUGGAUGUUCCGCGCGAGGCCACCAUUCAGCACAUCAAACUGCUCUUAUGGAAGCAGGCUCAAACGUUGCCACUGUUUCCCGCCCUGGGCGAGAUGGAGAGCCACAUGUUCGAGUGUGUCAACCAGGCUGCCGUGCACGAAGAACUGGAGGACGAAACUCGUCGGCUAUGCGACGUUCGCCCUUUCCUGCCAGUCCUCAAGCUGGUGACGCGCAACUGUGGCCGAGCAGAGCGUCUGCUGGACUCCAAAAUCGGCGUGCUCAUUGGCAAGGGUCUCCAUGAACUCGAUGCCAUCAAUGACCAGGAGGUGAAGGACUUUCGCAGUAAGAUGUUUCGUAUGAGUGAAGAAAGGAUGCAGCAAGUCCAGAUGAUGACAUGUACGGAGUGGCUGCAGGCCUGCUUCUCCCCACAGCUGGAGCCCGCGGCUGGGACAGCCAUCACCGAUGGAGUCACUGACCGGUUGGCUGACCUGAAAGUCAUUAUCCACUUUGAUCAGUCUCAGGACUCAGCCAGUCUAAAGGUGCCAUCAUCCUGCACCCCAGCAGAGCUGAUGGAGCUGGCCGUGAGGAAGUGGCUGACCACCCAUGGACCCGAGGAGGAGGCGUGGAGGGGUCAAUACAUACUGAGGCUCAGCCAGUGUCUGGAGUUCCUCUGUGGAGACCACCCCCUCAUUCAGUACAAGUAUAUCCGCACAUGCAUGCAAGCCAAGGAGUCUCCACACCUCACCCUGGUCCACACCAGCACCGUCAAAGCCCUGUUUGACAAGGAAAUCUCUACCAUUGGAGCUGUGGUUAGCCGCAAGUCCUCCAACCCACCUUUACCACUACCUCCCAAGCGAAGGGUCCCCACGCAAGUACAGACGUGUGUGUGGGACGUGUCUAGCCCGUUUAAGAUAGUCCUAGUGAAUGCCAGCAAGGUGAAUGCAGAGGAGACUGCCAAGGUCCAGGUGAGGGCGGGGCUCUUCCACGGCACAGAGCUGUUGUGCAAGCCGGCGGUGAGCAAUGAGAGCAGUGGACGUUCGGACCACACGUGGAAAGAAAGCACGCUGGAGUUUGACAUGUCCGUGUCUGACCUGCCACGCAUGACCCGCCUCUGCUUCGCCAUCUACGCCGUCAUGGAUAAGGUCAAGAAGCAGAAGUCCACCAAAAAUCCUCACAUCAACAAGUACCAGACCAUCCGCAAAGCAGGGAAAGUGCACUACCCUAUAGCUUGGGUCAAUACCAUGGUGUUUGACUACAAAGGCCAACUGAAGACCGGAGAUAUUAACCUGCACUGCUGGUCUUCCUUUCCUGAUGAACUUGAAGAGAUGCUGAACCCCAUAGGAACCAUUCAGACCAACCCAUACACUGAGAACGCUACAGCACUGUACAUCCACUUCCCAGAAUACUCGUCACACCCUAUUAUCUUCCCUCUGUUCGACAAGAUACUGGAAAAAGCUGCAGAGAUCGCCGGAGCAAGUGACUGUGCACCCAUGGGUCGUGGGGGUAAGAAGUUCCACAUAGAGCUGAAGGAGAUCAUGGAGCGUGACCCGCUCUCUCAGCUGUGUGAGAACGAGAAGGAUUUAAUCUGGACACUACGCUAUGACUGUCGAGAGAAUUUCCCUCAGUCAUUGCCCAAGCUGCUACUCUCCGUCAAGUGGAGCAAACAUGAGGACAUGGCCCAGCUGCAGGCACUGCUUCAGAUCUGGCCCAAGCUGAGUCCCAGAGAUGCUCUGGAGCUUCUGGACUUCAACUACCCUGACCAGUAUGUCAGAGAAUAUGCUGUGCGCUGUCUGCGUGAUAUGAGUGAUGAGGAGCUGUCGCAGUACCUGCUACAGUUGGUGCAGGUGUUGCGUUAUGAGCCUUACUAUGACUGCGCCCUCACCCACUUCCUGCUUGAGCGUGCCCAGGGGAACCGCAAGAUAGGACACUUCCUCUUCUGGCACCUACGGUCAGAAAUCCACAUGCCAGCUGUUUCAGUCCAGUUUGCCCUCAUCCUGGAAGCCUACUGCAGAGGCAGCAUCCCUCAUAUUGAGGUUCUAAAGAAACAGGUGGAAGCCCUGAGUAAGCUAAAGUCAGUCAAUGAGCUAAUUAAGCUGGGAACCACCAAAAAUGCUCGGAGUAAGACCAAGGAGGCAAUGUUGACCAAGGAGGCCAUGAUGACUUGUCUAAGGCAGAGUGGCUACUCGGAGACUCUGUCAGACCUGUACUCCCCUCUAAACCCCAAUGUCCUGCUAUCUGGCAUCAAUGUGGAGAGGUGUCGGUACAUGGACUCUAAGAUGAAGCCACUCUGGAUUGUUUACAACAAUAAGCUGAUGGGGGGGGACACCCUGGGAAUCAUCUUCAAGAAUGGAGACGACCUAAGGCAAGACAUGUUGACCCUCCAGAUUUUGAGGUUGAUGGAUUUACUAUGGAAGGAGGCAAAUCUGGACCUCAGAAUCGUACCGUAUGGUUGCCUAGCGACAGGUGACCGGGCAGGGCUGAUCGAGGUCGUCUCAUCGGCAGACACGAUUGCCAACAUCCAGCUGACCAGCAGCAACGUGGCAGCAGCUGCCGCCUUCAACAAGGACGCUUUGCUCAACUGGCUCAAAGAGAGAAACUCUGGUGAUGCUCUUGAUCGGGCCAUCGAGGAGUUCACUCUGUCAUGUGCAGGCUACUGUGUAGCCACCUACGUCCUGGGUAUUGGCGACCGCCACAGUGACAACAUCAUGGUCCGCAGCACUGGACAGCUCUUCCACAUAGACUUCGGCCACAUCCUGGGCAACUUCAAGUCCAAGUUUGGCAUCAAGAGGGAGCGUGUACCAUUUAUCCUCACACACGACUUCAUCCACGUCAUACAGCAGGGCAAGACGGGAUACACAGAAAAAUUUGGCAGUUUCCGUCAGUACUGUGAGGAGGCAUAUCUAAUCUUGAGGAAGAACGGGAACCUCUUCAUCACACUGUUUGCCCUCAUGCUGACUGCUGGACUGCCUGAGCUCACGUCAGUCAAAGACAUCCAGUACUUAAAGGAUUCUCUGGCUCUGGGUAAAACAGACGAAGAGGCACUGAAGCAGUUCCGGCAGAAGUUUGAUGAAGCCCUGAGAGAGAGCUGGACAACCAAAGUCAACUGGAUGGCCCACAAUGUGGCCAAAGACAACCGCUCCUAGAGCAGCUACAGCCCCUGAAAGGUCAGGGGCCAAGAGGACACGAUGAAGAAGUGUGGGAGUGUGGGGCAGAGGAAGUGUGACAAGGGAGACAGGGUCACAUCCACCUUUAUUUAAAGAAGGGAAUCUAGCAGAAUAUCCCAAACAUGAGUAGAUUCGCCCCCAUAUACUGUAUAUACAGAAUAAACCUACUCUCCGAGACAGUUCAGUUACCCUGCACCCUUACUCACUGUAUCCCUCCUCACCUUGCAUCACUCUGGAAUGGUGCCUCCUGAAAAUCCAAAUUAUUGGUCUUGUGACAUUUCCGUGGAAUCAUGGUGGGUAACGUCGUUGCAAGUUUUGCACAGGCACAACAGCUGAUGGAGCACACAGCCAAAGGAAGGGAACAGAAGCACCCAUUCUGCCCACACUAAAGAUGAACCUGUCCCUACGGAGUGGGCAUGUUUCGGAGUGGUUGAAUUUUGUCAGAUGGACUUGAAACUCUGCUUGCAUGGACUCUGAAUAGGCACAUGAUUUGACAAGGCCCCCUGAACUGUUUUAAGUACAGUGGAGAUAACAGAUGUUUGCGGAGAGGGCAGAACGGCAAGGAAAAAAUAACCCCCAUGUCUUAAAACAAUGUGCACAAAGCCCACAGGACAUGCAUUUUAAUGGUCUCACUGCCUCAAAGUGUGCCUCAAACUGCGGGAAGAUUGUAUUCUUUUUUUAAUGAGUUUUUCUUUUUCUUUUGCCAUUUAAGAAUUUAUCACGAGACUUCUAUGUGCCAGACUACUUCACUAGUCCACAAAAAAAACUUGUGUGAGGGAAAUAAUGAAAAAAGAGAAGGAUCAAUUAGACAAAAAGACGCCCUGAGCCUUUUGGUCCACUGUUUGAAUCUCAGUUCAUUUGGACCAUUGAACACUGGAAUGUUUUUAGAAAGAUAUAUAUGAGAAAUUUCCAAUAGUCUUUUAAUGAACUAAAUAUUUUAUUUUUAGUUUCUUUUAUUUUGAAAUGACAAUGUGCAUUGUUUCUUUCAAAUUUUUCAAAUCAAAAGCAUUAUUGGACAAACGUGAUCACCUGUGAGUUAUCUCUACCCCACUUGUCUUAAAGUCUAAAAGGAUAUCAGCCUUUUAAAGCGCCACCACACUCAUGCUAUCAACCAUGACCAAUAAACUCAUUGAGAAAUAACCGAUGCUUUUAACAUGUUAGGACCAAAACAAAAAGCAAAUGUUUAGCAACUGUAUUGUUUAUACUGUGUUUUUAAUGAUCUGCUUCUGAAUUGAAUGUGCAAAUAUGUGCCGCUCUCUUUUUAAGUGUAUUUGUUUUUAUACAAGCAGGUGUGGGCGGAGUCUGUGGGUGGGGUUUCUCAGUAGGGACAUUACACUGCAAUGCAAAGCCACCUCCCCGUUUUGACGUACGGUGCUCCUCCACUAUCUGCGUCUGUGUUUGAUUUUUGUGCAAUAUCCGAGUAUAUGAACCAUAUCUUAUUAUAUUAAACCUUGGGCAAAGGCCUAAGCCUAUAACGGUUUUGUCUGUCGGUUUCCGUGUGAUGCAGCUGUGUUUCGCACUACUAGCCUUCAAAUGUCUCAGACACUGGAUAUUGUCAAAUGUACAGGCUUUUAUUGUUUUGCUGGAUUUUGUUUUCAUAGGAGUUUUAUUAAAGUUAUUUUCCACCGCGCUGCGUUUCCACCUGUGGUCCGUUUACUGCUGGACAUGUGGGUUGUGUGACCAUGUGCCCACUCAGGGCAGCACCAUGGAUUUUGUCUCUGAUUUGACAGCUGUCAUGAAUAUUUAUUGAUUCCAGACCAGAAAUAUUUUCAGACCUAUUUUUGUCUGCUUUAUGCACAAGAGAGAAUAAGUGAAGAAAGUGGUUUCUUCGCCAAAUUGGGGGUAGUCAUACCUGUCCAUAUGCUCCUCUUGUCAUGUAAACUGGCUGAGUGCUAUAAAGUUUUCCUCCUCUUUUUUUCUGUGAAGCUGAAUUAUAUUAAAGCUU